AUUCAUUUUUAUGUUGAAUAUACAUUUUAGUUCUUAAUGGAUUAGAUAAAUAUAGGUCUUAUUAGAUGAUAAUUUUUUUUUAUAAAAUUAUACACAUUUAUUAUAUAUAUUCUUUAAAAUAAGUACUUUGUGCAAUAUGAUAUAUUUUAAACUAUAUUAGAUAAAAUAGGUCAAUUACUUUAUAUUUUAAAUUAUAUAUACAUUUUAAUUUGGGGGUUUAUAUUAAUCCAUUGUACUAAAGCCACCAGAUCAUAAAAGUAAUCUAAAUAGGUAAUUAUGAUAUAAUAAUAACAAACAUUAGCCAACAUAAUUAAUAUAAAUAGUGUAAGUCAAAUUUGAUAAGCAAACAGUUCGUUUCCAGAAAAUUGAUUAGUUCCGUAUAAAUAGGUAUGAGAAAUAUUGGCUUUAAAUGCAAUUUACAUUAUGAUUAAAUUGACACAUUACUCAUUUAUUUGAUAGUAUAUAUAGAAAUAAUAUUUUAUAAAUUAGGCAAAUGCAGAUUCUUUUUAUUUUAAAUAUUGAUAUUGUAGUAAUUAGUGUGUUUGCUUAAAUAUAGGAACUGCUAUUGUUUAAAAUGUUAAUGACAUUCUAUUGUAAUGUUUUAGGAAAAGUUAGGGUCAAUUUCUAUUUGUACUUUAGUUUUAAUAGAUUAGAUGGUUGCAUGGUAAAAACCUAAAAAUAGACUAAAGGAAGCAAAAAACCUCUUAAAUAUAGAAUAAUCCAAAAUACCUUUACAAGCUCUUUAAAUAUCCAGAAUCUGUUUUGAUUGUUCUUGUUAAUACUUACGAAAAGAGAGAAAAUAAGAAAAACAUCUCAACAAAAGAUGAAAAUGGUCGAAAGGAUCUUUCUCCUUUUCCUCUCCAUCGUCGUCACGGUUGUCAUCGCCGGAAAAGCUCCACCACCAACAUUCACCGAGACUGGCAAAGCCUUGGCAGAAAAACUAUGCGAAAAAUCUGAAGACAAAGCGUUUUGCGUUUCGAGCCUAACCUCGCGUCACGAAGCAGAAACCGCAACCGCACCAAAACUAGGCGUGAUUGCGUUAAGUGUAGCGUCUACAAACGCUUCAGACACGUCUCUCUACAUCAAAUCAAAAUUAAAACAGAAGAACCUCGAGCCCGCGUUGGAAGACACGUUAGAUGAUUGUUCUAAGAAUUAUUUAGACGCAGUCGCGCAGCUAGACGAUUCUCUCGCCGCUUUGCUGGCAAAUGCGUACAUCGAUGUUGAUAUUUGGCUUAAUACGGCGAUUAGCGACGGAGAGGCUUGUGAAGACGCUUUGAGUGAACGUGCUGGUAAUGACGCUGAGCUUGCUCGUAGGAACACUAACUUCUUGAAGCUUUGCAAGGACGCUCUUCUCAUCAACACUAUUUUAACUCCAUAAGUUUAUUGUUACGACUAAUUAAUUACUUUGUAUUUGUUUGUCAUAAUUUUCUAUAAACUGCUUUUAGAAAAAAAAUCUAUAAAUUGGUCCGAGGUAAGCUAAUGAUAUGUGAUAUACUUGUUUUGGAAUUUUUUUGAAUGAGCAUACUGGAGUAUAUAGUACAUACAAUAGAUGUGCAUUUUUCCAUCUAAUAUAACUUUAUCUAUUAAUAAUAAAAAUCUCAAUUAAUGUCAAAGAUUGUGUCUUUUCAUUAUAAAAAUGAGCUUAAUUUUAAAAAGUUUUCAAAUUGUAAAAUGAUGUGUAUAUCUAUCCUUUUGUGUAUUUUUUUAUAAUGUCAAAAGCUAUGUUUUCAUUAUAAACUAUUGUGUUUCUUAACUAUAUAAAAAAAUUAGUUUUAAAAGUUAUCAGAUUAUGAAAUAACGUGUGAUUCUAUAAUAUAUAGGAUAUGAAAUUAGUUUUACCUAAUUAUAUGUAUUUUCAACAUGUAACUAUUGGAAAAGAUUGUGAAAAUGUUAAGAUGUGUCUUUUUCAUCAUUAAAAUGUUAUCUUUCAUCCAAAAAAUGUUUUUCAUGUUAAAAUUGCAUUAAUUUUAAAUGACUUAAAAAAAUUCAUGUUAAAGUUAUCAUGAAUUUUAAAAGACUGAAAAUAUUUAACUCUCAUCAUUUUAAGAUUAAUAAUGCAUAUUUUUUUUUAAAUAUAUUAAUUUUAAAAAGUCAUGUCUUUUCAUUAUAAAAGUUAUAUCAGUUUUAAAGAUGUUCUCAUAUUGUAAAUGUACUAUCUAAAAAUAAGUAACUCAAUUAGAAAAGUUGUGAUUAUUCGUAUAGAUCUUUGAAAACUAUAAAUA
Molecule: messenger RNA, 2222 nt
Organism: Brassica rapa (field mustard)
Lineage: Eukaryota; Viridiplantae; Streptophyta; Magnoliopsida; Brassicales; Brassicaceae
Product: putative pectinesterase/pectinesterase inhibitor 26
Molecular function (GO): enzyme inhibitor activity
Source: RefSeq, a predicted model, not a curated record